GCGGGCGUGUGCGUGCGGGGCGAGCCGGCUGUAUAUAGAGGAUGUGCCGCUGCAUGGCUCGCCCCGGCCGCUGCCGCGCCAGGUCUCUCCUCGGGCGCCCGUGAAGCCUCUUCGCCCUCGCCGCCUGGGCAGCCGCUUGGUUGCCCGCUGUAGGCGCGCCGAGCGCAGCUGCCGGCCGCUCUCUCGGAGCCGUUUCCGGCGCCCCGGCGUCCCUACCGAGGCGGCCGCCUCCCGCGGCUUCUCCGCUCCGGGGGAGAGAGCGUCAAUGCGGUGCAAAUGGCCGGGGCACAGCCAGGGGUGCACGCUCUCCAGCUCAAGCCCGUCUGCGUCUCCGACACCCUGAAGAAAGGCAUCAAAUUCGUCAAGUGGGACGAUGACUCCACUGUUGUGACUCCAAUUAUUCUCAGAACAGAUCCACAGGGAUUUUUCUUUUACUGGACAGAUCAAAAUAAGGAGACUGAGCUGCUAGAUAUCAGCCUUGUCAAAGAUGCCAGAUGCGGAAAACAUGCCAGAGCUCCCAAGGAUCCAAAACUGCGUGAACUGUUGGAUACUGGGAACCUAGGAGGUCGACUGGAAAAUCGAAUGAUAACUGUUGUCUAUGGUCCAGACCUGGUCAAUAUAUCAUACUUGAACUUGGUGGCAUUCCAAGAGGAUAUAGCAAAGGAAUGGUCAGAUGAAGUGUUCAGUUUGGCAACAAAUCUGUUGGCACAGAACAUGUCAAGGGACGCAUUUCUGGAAAAAGCUUAUACAAAACUUAAGCUGCAGGUGACUCCAGAAGGGCGCAUUCCUCUGAAGAACAUAUAUCGCUUGUUUUCUGCUGACAGAAAACGGGUAGAGACCGCAUUAGAAGCUUGUAAUCUUCCAUCUUCCAGGAAUGAUUCAAUCCCUCAAGAUGACUUCACACCAGACGUGUACAGGGUGUUCUUAAACAACCUCUGCCCUCGGCCUGAGAUUGACCACAUCUUUUCUGAGUUUGGUGCCAAGAGCAAACCAUACCUUACUGUUGAUCAGAUGAUGGAAUUCAUAAAUUUUAAGCAACGUGAUCCACGAUUAAAUGAAAUCCUUUAUCCACCGUUAAAACAAGAACAAGUUCAACAGCUGAUUGAGAAGUAUGAACCCAACAGUAAUCUAGCAAAGAAAGGACAGAUAUCAGUGGAUGGAUUUAUGCGGUAUCUGAGUGGAGAAGAAAACGGCGUUGUUCCACCUGAGAAACUGGAUUUAAAUGAAGAUAUGUCUCAACCACUGUCACACUAUUUCAUCAAUUCCUCACACAACACCUACCUCACAGCUGGACAGCUGGCUGGUAACUCAUCAGUGGAGAUGUAUCGGCAAGUGCUUUUGUCAGGCUGCCGCUGUGUGGAGCUGGACUGCUGGAAAGGACGAACAGCUGAAGAAGAGCCAGUCAUUACACACGGAUUCACUAUGACAACUGAAAUAUCCUUCAAGGAAGUAAUAGAAGCUAUUGCUGAAUGUGCAUUUAAGACAUCACCCUUUCCAAUCCUCCUUUCCUUUGAAAAUCAUGUGGAUUCCCCUAAACAACAGGCAAAAAUGGCAGAGUACUGCAGAUUAAUAUUUGGAGAUGCAUUGCUUAUGGAUCCAUUGGAAAAAUACCCGCUUGAACCUGGGGUUCCUCUUCCAAGCCCCAUGGAUUUAAUGUAUAAAAUUCUGGUGAAGAAUAAAAAGAAGUCACAUAAGUCUGCAGAUGGAAGUGCAAAAAAGAAGCUUUCGGAGCAAGCUUCCAACACAUGCAGUGAUACGUCUAGUAUGUUUGAACCUUCCUCCCCUGGAGCAGGAGAAGCAGAGAUUGAGAGCGAUGAUGAUGAUGACUACGAUGAUGACUGUAAAAAGUCGUCGAUGGAUGAAGGUACUGCUGGAAGUGAGGCUAUGGCCACAGAAGAGAUGUCUAAUCUGGUGAACUACAUUCAGCCUGUGAAGUUUGAAUCAUUUGAAGUAUCAAAAAAACGCAACAAAAGUUUUGAAAUGUCUUCCUUUGUGGAAACCAAAGGGCUUGAGCAACUUACGAAGUCUCCUGUGGAAUUUGUGGAAUACAACAAAAUGCAGCUAAGCCGAAUUUACCCAAAGGGAACACGUGUAGAUUCUUCGAACUACAUGCCACAAGUCUUUUGGAAUGCCGGCUGCCAAAUGGUUGCUCUUAAUUUUCAAACUGUAGAUUUGUCUAUGCAAAUAAACAUGGGAAUGUACGAGUACAAUGGCAAAAGUGGAUACAGGUUAAAGCCAGAAUUCAUGAGAAGACCAGACAAACACUUUGAUCCAUUUACUGAAAGUAUAGUGGAUGGAAUAGUAGCUAACACCUUGUCUGUCAAGAUAAUUUCAGGUCAGUUUCUUUCUGAUAAAAAAGUUGGUACCUAUGUGGAAGUCGACAUGUUUGGCCUGCCUGUGGAUACAAGAAGAAAAGCUUUGAAGACCAAGACCUCUCAAGGCAAUGCAGUUAAUCCUGUCUGGGAAGAGGAAGCCAUAGUGUUUAAGAAGGUUGUCUUACCUUCCCUGGCAUGUUUGAGGCUAGCAGUGUAUGAAGAAGGAGGCAAAUUUAUUGGUCAUCGGAUAUUACCAGUCUCAGCAAUUCGACCAGGCUAUCACUACAUUUGUCUGAGGAAUGAGAGGAACCAACCUUUGACACUGCCAGCUCUCUUUGUGUACAUAGAAGUCAAAGACUAUGUACCUGAUACAUAUGCAGAUGUGAUCGAGGCCUUAUCCAAUCCAAUCAGAUAUGUAAACUUGAUGGAGCAAAGAGCUAAGCAACUGGCCGCACUGACCCUGGAAGAUGAAGAAGAGGUAAAGAAGGAGAUUGACCAUGGAGAUGCACCAUCUGAAGCUAACAAUGAACCUAGGCCCACACCAGCAGAAAAUGGAGUAAAUUACACUGCCUCUCUUACACCGAAACCAGCAACUCAGGUUGUCCAUAGCCAACCAGCACCAGGUUCGGUGAAAGCACCUGCAAAGACAGAAGAUCUUAUUCAGAGUGUCCUCACAGAAGUGGAAGCACAGACUAUUGAGGAGCUAAAGCAACAGAAGUCUUUUGUCAAGCUUCAGAAGAAGCACUACAAGGAAAUGAAGGACCUUGUAAAGAGGCACCACAAGAAAACCACCGACCUUAUUAAAGAGCACACUGCAAAGUAUAAUGAAAUCCAAAAUGACUACCUGCGACGAAGAGCAGUUUUAGAAAAAACAGCAAAAAGAGACAGUAAGAAAAGAUCUGAAACGGGCAGCCCAGACCACAGUUCUUCAACUAUUGAACAGGAAUUAGCUGCACUUGACUCUGAAAUGACCCAGAAGCUAGUCGAGCUGAAGGAGAAGCAACAACAGCAGCUGCUAAAUCUCCGACAGGAGCAGUAUUACAGCGAAAAGUACCAGAAACGAGAGCACAUUAAGCUGCUUAUUCAGAAGUUGACAGAUGUAGCAGAGGAGUGUCAGAACAGCCAGCUAAAGAAACUGAAAGAAACAUGUGAAAAAGAAAAGAAAGAAUUGAAGAAAAAAAUGGACAAGAAGAGGCAGGAGAAGAUCACAGAAGCGAAGUCCAAGGAUAAAAAUCAAAUGGAAGAAGAGAAGACGGAAAUGAUUCGAUCGUAUAUCCAGGAAGUGGUGCAGUACAUAAAACGGCUAGAAGAUGCUCAGAGUAAAAGACAGGAGAAACUUGUAGAAAAACAUAAGGAGAUUCGUCAGCAAAUACUGGAUGAGAAGCCUAAGUUGCAGGUGGAACUUGAUCAGGAAUAUCAAGACAAAUUCAAAAGACUGCCUUUGGAAAUUCUGGAGUUCGUACAGGAAGCCAUGAAAGGGAAAAUUAGCGAAGAUGGAGACCACAGUUCUGCCCCUUCUUCCCUGGCAUCUGACAGUGGAAAAUCAAAUCAUAAACCUCUGCAAAGUGAAGAGGAAUUGGAAGAAGAUAAUCCAGAAAAAGUGUUUGAUACUACUUUUUAA
Haliaeetus leucocephalus (bald eagle) is the source of this 3936-nucleotide messenger RNA. RefSeq names its product phospholipase C, beta 1 (phosphoinositide-specific) (gene PLCB1). Gene Ontology annotation, biological process: phosphatidylinositol-mediated signaling; memory; lipid catabolic process. Gene Ontology annotation, cellular component: cytoplasm; nuclear speck. Gene Ontology annotation, molecular function: phosphatidylinositol-4,5-bisphosphate phospholipase C activity; calcium ion binding; calmodulin binding. The transcript has 32 exons. The record is from RefSeq and is a predicted model, not a curated record. Lineage: Eukaryota; Metazoa; Chordata; Aves; Accipitriformes; Accipitridae. The coding region runs from base 277 to 3936 and encodes 1219 amino acids.